Acinonyx jubatus (cheetah) is the source of this 3086-nucleotide messenger RNA. RefSeq names its product sphingosine-1-phosphate receptor 4 (gene S1PR4). Gene Ontology annotation, biological process: G protein-coupled receptor signaling pathway. Gene Ontology annotation, molecular function: sphingosine-1-phosphate receptor activity. The record is from RefSeq and is a predicted model, not a curated record. NCBI's taxonomy places the organism in Eukaryota, Metazoa, Chordata, Mammalia, Carnivora, Felidae. Gene Ontology annotation, cellular component: membrane.
ACCGUUGGGAUGCCCCUCCCUGUCCCCGGCCUCACCCCCGGCCUGGGGCGGGGGGGGGGGGGGUACCUCAAACAUAACAGGAAAUUUCAAAUAACAGGAAACCGAGGCCCGGCGAGUGGCUCCACCCUGCCCCGGGGGUGAGCCACCCCGGGGCCUCAGUCCGUGCCAGGGGACCGCCAUGAACGGCUCGGGGUCCCCGGCCGAGGCCCCCGAGUCCUGCCAGCAGCUGGCGGCCGGCGGGCACAGCCGGCUCAUCGCCCUGCACUACAACCACUCGGGCCGGCUGGCGGGGCGCGGCGGGCCCGAGGAGGGCGGCCUGGGGGUCCUGCGGGGGCUCUUCGUGGCCGUGAGCUGCCUGGUGGUCCUGGAGAACCUGCUGGUGCUGCUGGCCAUCGUGAGCCACAUGUGGUCCCGGCGCUGGGUCUACUACUGCCUGGUGAACGUCACGCUCAGCGACCUGCUCACCGGCGCGGCCUACCUGGCCCACGUCCUGCUGUCGGGGGCCCGCACCUUCCUCCUGGCGCCCAGCGAGUGGUUCCUGCGCGAGGGCCUGCUGUUCAUGGCGCUGGCCGCCUCCACCUUCAGCCUGCUCUUCACGGCGGCCGAGCGCUUUGCCACCAUGGUGCGGCCGGUGGCCAAGAGCGGGGCCGGCAAGACGGGCCGCGUCUACGGCUUCGUCGGGCUGUGCUGGCUGCUGGCCGCCCUCCUGGGCCUGCUGCCGCCGCUCGGCUGGAACUGCGUGUGCUCCUUCAGCCUGCUCCCGCUCUACGCCAAGGAGUACAUCCUCUUCUGCGUGGCGGUCUUCGCCCGCAUCCUGGCCGCCAUCAUGGUGCUCCACGGGGCCAUCUUCCGGGUGGUGCAGGCCCACGGGCAGAAGGCCUCCCGGGUGCUGGCCCGCCGCAAGGCCCGCCGGCUGCUCGAGACGGUGCUCAUGAUCCUGGCGGCCUUCCUGGUGUGCUGGGGCCCGCUCUUCGGCCUGCUGCUGGCCGACGUCUUCAGCUCCAACGACUGGGCGCACGAGUACCUGCGGGGCAUGGACUGGAUCCUGGCGCUGGCCGUGCUCAACUGCGUCAACCCCCUCAUCUACUCCUUCCGCAGCCGCGAGGUGUGCCAGGCCGUGCUGGGCUUUCUCUGCUGCGGGUGUCUCAGGCUGGGCCUGCGGGGGCCCGGGGACUGCCUGGCCAAGGCCGCCGAGGCCCACUCUGAGGCCUCCACCACGGACAGCUCGCGGAGGCCGCGGGACAGCUUUCGGGGCUCCCGGUCGCUCAGCUUUCGGAUGCGAGAGCCCCUGUCCAGCAUCUCCAGCGUGCGGAGCAUCGGAGCCGGUGCCCGCGGGGUGCUUCUCUGGGCCCGCGGGACACCUGGGAGGGGGGCGGGGGAGGGCGGUGCCGGGCGUGCGCAGGGAGCAGGGGGUCCUGACGGAGAGGCGGGAACAGGGCGGCCAGCGGGGGGUGCGUCCUGAGGCCCCGUGGUCCUCCCCACGGCGCCUGGGCCUGCUGAUGCCGAGCAGGUGUCCCGUGGCCUCCCUGGAGGAGGUGGCUGCUCACGGGGGCGGGGAGGGUCCCGGAGAGGGCAUGAGAGUCUCUGCUGUGUAUGCCCCCAGCUCCCGGGUGAUUCUGGGGAGUCCCACCGCGCCCCCCCCCCCCGCCGGCCUCGGUGGGGGGGGGGGGCUCCCGGGCUUCGAGGGGGCGGCUGUGGGUCUGAUGUCCUGGCAACACGGAAGCUCAGUGAUGGUUUGUCCUGGCCUCCCUCUCAUUCACGUGUGGGCAGAGGGACGACGGCGCGGGGCUGUGGACCGGCCGGCGGCGUGCGAGGAGGUGUGCCCGUGGCCAGGGAGGGCCGUGGGGCUGUGUGGAUCUGGGGUGUGGUUGUGAGGGCGAGCGGCAGGGUGUGGAUGCGAGUGUGUGUGAGGGAGGGAGGCGGGCACAGACCGGGGUGUACCGACAGUGUGGGCUGGCCUGUCUGCUCGUGCACAGACCCCUCCGUGUGUGUGUGUGUGUGUGUGUGUGUGCGUGCGCGUGCGCGUGUGCAAGCAUGAGAGCCUCUGGGGCUGCCAGGUGGGGCCCCCGCCCCUCCCGCUCACUUCCCCUUUCCCUGCCCCAUCCCUCAUCUUGGGCCCCCCCAGUCUCUUCCCCGCCUCUGGCCUCUGCCCCCUGUGGGGGCCCCAUCUGGGGGCUAACCUGGCCCUCCCGACCUCAGGGAACUGCCCACUCCUCUAGAGUUCCCGUUCUUUAUUAUUAUUAGUUUUUAAAGUUUACUUCUCUCAUAGUUAUGCAGCCCUAAUAGCUUUCUCUUUUCCAUCUUCUGACUUUUUUUUUUUUUUAAAGUAGGCUCCACACCCAGCAUGGAACCUAACGGGGGGCUCGAACCCGUGACCCCGAGAUCCAGACCUGCGCUGAGAUCAAGGGCCGGAUGUUCAACCGACCGAGCCACGCGGGCGCCCCUGGGGUUCCCUUUAGCACUAACUGCCUUGUCCUUCCCUCCUGUGACAUGGGCCCAUCACGGAUGGGACCCUGGGAGGAGGCGCUCGCCAGGGCACGUGGUAGGAAGGCGCGGCCCAUUCCGGGAGCCCCCGUGGCUGUUGAGCACUUGGUAAGUGGUCAGCGCCACGGGCAACCGAACUCAGUUUGGGUUUGAGCAGCCCGUGGCACCGCAGCCAGCACAUUGGACAGCGCAGGGCUACGGCCCUCAACGCGGGGCACUUUCAGCUGGCAGGAAGUUCUCUCUCUCCCUCCUUCCAGGCAAGCCCCUGCCUGCAAAUCUUCCUGCCUCUGUCUUGCCACGUUCCUGGGGGCAGCACCUGCCUGCCGCGUGGGCACAGGACAGCUCUUCUCUGACCUCGGUUUCCCCUGUGCACGAGGAGGGGUGAGGCGACUGGAAACUUCGCCGCACCGCCCCGUGCGCCACGGCUAGCCGAGGGGCGGCUGUUUACAGUUAACGAAAAUGAAGUGACAUUUUGAAAUUCACCUUCUCGGUGCCUCGGUCGGCUGGAGGUGCCGCGUCUCCGUGGCACAGCCUGAGCGGCUUUAUAGACACUCGUUCCCUCGUGGUUCUGGAGGCUGGAAAGCUGCGACCAAGAUGCCAGC